Messenger RNA from Pseudocercospora fijiensis CIRAD86, 867 nucleotides. RefSeq lists its product as uncharacterized. Gene Ontology annotation, molecular function: enoyl-CoA hydratase activity. Bases 1 to 867 code for a protein of 288 amino acids. The record is from RefSeq and is a predicted model, not a curated record. Gene Ontology annotation, biological process: fatty acid beta-oxidation. The transcript is spliced from 2 exons. NCBI's taxonomy places the organism in Eukaryota, Fungi, Ascomycota, Dothideomycetes, Mycosphaerellales, Mycosphaerellaceae. Gene Ontology annotation, cellular component: mitochondrion.
AUGGCCGACAAGCUCGUCACCCAGCCGCCUCCCACGCCGACCUACAAGAUCACGUAUCCCGCUCCAUAUGUCAUGCUGAUGACAAUCGAUCGCCCGAAGCAAAUGAACUCGAUCCCGUAUGCGGCUCAUUGGGAAGCAGAUGCUUUGCUUCAGUGGUUCGACCAAGAGCCGUCCUUGCGAGUAGCUGUGAUCACAGGCAAUGGCAAGGCUUUCUGUGCCGGGCAAGACCUGAUUGAGCAGAACAAGCUUGCUCAACUGCGACAAGCUGUUUCAAGAGGAGAAAAGGUUGAGAUGCCUGAUAGACGACUGCUCACACAUCCAGUUUCGGGAUUUUUGGGUGUGAGCAGAAGAGCUGGUAAGAAGCCCGUGAUAGCGGCUGUCAAUGGCUGGGCAAUGGGAGGUGGAUUUGAGAUAUGCUUGGGCUGCGACAUGAUUGUCGCUUCACCGAACGCUACCUUCGGUCUUCCGGAGGCAAUGCGCGGACUGUACGCGGGCGCCGGCGGUCUCAGCAGAUUGGUUCGCCUGGCUGGCAUGACCAUUGCAUCCGAGGUUGCGAUGGCUGGACGCUUCCUUUCUGCACAAGAAGCAGCUCAAUACAACAUCGUGAAUCGUGUCUCCCAGACGCACGAGUCCGUCGUAAAUGAAGCUGUGGAUCUAGCAGCAAAGGUCGCAUCGCUGAGCCCCGAUGCGAUCAUCGUCACGAGACACGGCCUUCGUGAGAGCUGGGAGCAGGCGAGUGUUGAGAGGGCAAGCCAAGAGACCGAGCUGAGGUACGGAGCCGCGCUUAGGGAUGCACCAAACAUCGCGAUCGGUUUGAAGGCUUUUGCGGAAAAGAAGCAGCCUCAGUGGGUACCAAGCAAGUUGUAG